Messenger RNA from Peromyscus maniculatus bairdii (prairie deer mouse), 1400 nucleotides. NCBI's taxonomy places the organism in Eukaryota, Metazoa, Chordata, Mammalia, Rodentia, Cricetidae. The record is from RefSeq and is a predicted model, not a curated record.
CUGCCCCCUCCCCGCUCCUCCUCGCCUCAGACUCCCUCCCCCCUCACGUCCGCCCUCUGCCUUCGCCUACCCAAGUGGAUUAAUUAUAAGCUUUCUGUUUCUCUCAGUGCUGUCCUCUCCCGCUGUGAGCCUACCCGCCUCUCGCUGUCCUUUCUUCCUCUUUCCCUCUCUGUGGUCCCCCCCGUUUCACGUUCACUCUGUCUCUCUCACUAUCUCUGCCCCCCCACUAUCCUUGAUACAACAGCUGACCUCAUUUCCCGAUACCUUUUCCCCCCCAAAGUACAAUAUCUGGCCCGCCCCAGCCCUAAGACAGCCCAUCCUCCCUAAAGAAGCAGAAGAGACGUCGUCCCCCCCCCCCACCAAAAAAGCCAUCCCCCCGUUCUGGCCCGUCGCACAUUCGGCCCCCGCGACUGGGUCGGAGCGGCGCUGGCAGAGGAGUGCCCGGCAGAGGGGCCUUCGCCCGCUCUUCGGUUUGCAAACACGCAGCAGGGAGAUUGGGUGGUAACUUCGCCGGCUUCCAGAUACCAAUGGGGACCCCAGUGGGGAAGUCGAUGUUGGUGCUUCUGGUCUCCUUGGCCUUCGCCUGGUGCUGCAUUGCUGCUUACCGCCCCAGCGAGACCCUGUGCGGUGGGGAGCUUGUUGACACGCUUCAGUUUGUCUGUUCGGACCGCGGCUUUUACUUCAGCAGGCCUUCAAGCCGUGCCAACCACCGUCGCAGCCGUGGCAUCGUGGAAGAAUGUUGCUUCCGCCGCUGUGACCUGGCCCUCCUGGAGACAUACUGUGCCACCCCCGCUAAGUCUGAGAGGGACGUGUCAACUUCUCUGGCCGUGCUUCCGCGCCUCCUCUUAAGGACGACUUCCCCAGAUACCCCGUGGGCAAGUUUUUCCAAUAUGACACCUGGAGACAGUCCUUCCAACGACUGCGCAGAGGCCUGCCUGCCCUCCUGCGUGCCCGCCGGGGUCGCAUGCUCGCCAGAGAGCUCGAAGCGUUCAGAGAGGCCAAGCGUCACCGUCCCCUGAUCGCCUUACCACCCAUCGGUCCCGCCCACGGGGGAGCCUCUUCGGAGAUGUCCAGCAGUCAUCAGUGAACCAAAUUGUUUGGUAAUUCUGCAAUGUAACACCAUCACUCUGUGGCCUCCUCUUGAGCAGGGACAGUUCCAUCAUGUCCCACACUAAGAUCUCUCUGCUCCACUUCCUUCCCUAGGCUUCCCCCCACCUCCCCCCAUGCCCCGCCUCCCCACAUCAGGCUACUUUGCCCCACACCAUCGGGCAAACAAAACCAAAUCAAUUGGCUCUAAACAACUAAACCAAAUUGGCUCUAAAGAACCCAAAAAGUUGACACCCCCCAAAUAAUUCUAAAAAAAAAAAUCUUUAAACAAAUUGCCCCUUUAAAACAAAUUG